Molecule: messenger RNA, 892 nt
Organism: Balearica regulorum gibbericeps (East African grey crowned-crane)
Lineage: Eukaryota; Metazoa; Chordata; Aves; Gruiformes; Gruidae
Source: RefSeq, a predicted model, not a curated record
GUCCUGUUUAAUAUGGUUGUAGAAGUGCCUCGUUGGACAAAUGCAAAAAUGGAGAUUGCCACUGAGGAGCCGUUGAAUCCCAUUAAACAAGAUAUAAAGAAAGGCAAGCUUCGAUAUGUGGCAAAUAUCUUUCCUCACAAGGGUUAUAUAUGGAAUUAUGGUGCCCUCCCACAGACCUGGGAAGAUCCAAACCAUACAGAUAACAUUACAGGAUGCUGUGGGGAUAAUGAUCCUAUUGAUGUUUGUGAAAUAGGUUCAAAGAUUCGUUCUUCUGGUGAGAUUGUUCAAGUGAAGGUCUUGGGUGUUUUAGCUCUUGUUGAUGAAGGAGAGACAGAUUGGAAGAUAAUUGCUAUCAGUGUGGAUGACCCAGAAGCUCAGAAAAUCCAUGAUAUUGAUGAUGUCAAGAAGCACAAACCAGGUUACCUUGAGGCUACAGUUGACUGGUUCCGAUUAUAUAAAGUCCCUGAUGGUAAACCGGAAAAUCAGUUUGCUUUUAAUGGAGAAUUUAAAGACAAGGAUUUUGCUGUUGAAAUUAUUAAAUCCACCCAUGAAUACUGGAAAGCUUUGCUUCAUAAAAAAGCUGAUGGAGGUACUAUUAAGUGCACAAAUGUUUUGGUGAGUGGCAGCCCAUUCUGUUGCAGUGAGGAGGAUGCCCGAUCGAUUGUGCAGUCGGCACCAGUGCCUGUGAAUGGAGAUUCUGUUUCCCCAGAAGUUGAUUCCUGGCACUUUUUUCCCAAGUGAUUGUCAAAAUGUUCUGAAGCUGCAUCAUCAAAUCCUGAAGUCGGCCCUUUUUUGAAGACAGGCAAAAGCACUGAUUGUUGGGUUUCUGUUGAAACAACUUUUCACCUUGUGUAAACCUUCUCUCAUGUAAAUAAACACUGAUAUAAAAUGA